UUACAUGAUGAUGAGUCCAUACUCCACAAGUAAAAAAACACGGAGACUUGUGUUGUGUAACACACGGAGAGAGAGAGAGAGAGAGAGAGAGAGAGAUGCUUCUAGAGUCGUUUGUGUGUAUUGUACUCAGACGUCUUCUUCCCCAAAUCGAAUCCUCUCGCUAGGGUUUUUUUUGUUUUUCUCCUUUGGAUCGAUAAUUCUUGAUGACGAGGCUUAUAACUGAGACCUGUCAGAUAAGCUAAAGCUUCUUCUAAAGGCUUCAAAGGAAAGGAUUGCAUUGUUUUGGUAUUGUUUGAUCCCGCUGAAGGAAAGAAGAGUGAGAAGCUAAAGAGAUGUCAAGCAGUCGAAAUACCCACUGGUGUCACAGAUGCCAGCGUGCUGUUCGGCUUCACGGCCAAGAGCCUGUAUGUUCUUAUUGUGGAGGUGGAUUCGUUGAAGAACUUGAUAUGCCUCAAACCAGCCCAUUUGAUAUGUUUAGAGCUCACAGUCACAGGGAUGUUGCACAACGUGAUCCAACUUUUGAUCUCAUGGAUGCCUUCUCUGCCUUUAUGGGGAACCGCUUAGCCGAAAGGAACCACGACAGAGAAAUCAGAGGAAGAACCAUCACUUCAGGUCCUGAGAACUUUCCUGGUCUGGCUCCUUUAUUGAUCUUUGGUGGUCAGGUCCCUUAUAGACUAUCUGGAGACAAUGCAGUCGAAGCCCUCUUCAAUGGCGGCUCACCUGGCAUUGGCAUCACACGUGGUAACACCGGCGACUACUUCUUUGGUCCCGGUCUUGAAGAACUGUUCGAGCAGCUAUCAGCUGGCACUACUCGCCGAGGCCCACCUCCCGCACCUAGAUCAUCAAUAGACGCAUUGCCAACCAUCAAGAUCGCGCAGAGGCAUCUUAGGUCAUCGGAUUCGAACUGUCCUGUUUGCAAAGACGAAUUCGAGUUAGGAUCAGAAGCAAAACAGAUGCCGUGUAACCACAUCUAUCAUUCUGACUGCAUCGUCCCGUGGCUGGUUCAGCACAACUCAUGCCCAGUCUGUCGCCAAGAGCUACCAUCAGCUGGAGGAUCUUCAAGCAGUCAAAACAGAACCACCACCAGAAACUACAGAAGUAGUAGUAGUAGUAGUAAUAGCACUAGUAACAGUCGUGAGAACGGCAACGAAAGAAGGAAUCCGUUCUCUUCCUUGUGGCCAUUUCGUUCAUCAGGAUCAAGCUCAAGCUCAUCCACUCAAAACCGUGGAGGGCCAAGAAACUCGGAGACAGCCGAUGAGAACCAUAACUACCAUCAAGAGCAACAGCAACAAUCAUAUAUGGGUUACAGUGGCUGGCCUUUUGAUUACUAAAAGUGAGAGCGGCUUUGGCCUCUCUACGUACUAUGCUUUGUGUGUCUAUCUUGUACUUCCCACUCUUAUCUCUACCACUCCCAGCUCUCUUUUACCAACAUAAAUAAUGGAGAACUGAACUGUAAUUGUAAAACAAGUUCAUCAUCAUUUUCUAUAUGCUUUGUUAAAUAUGUCAUUUUAGUUUGGGUUUUCAA
Molecule: messenger RNA, 1525 nt
Organism: Camelina sativa (false flax)
Lineage: Eukaryota; Viridiplantae; Streptophyta; Magnoliopsida; Brassicales; Brassicaceae
Product: putative E3 ubiquitin-protein ligase RHC1A
Biological process (GO): protein ubiquitination
Cellular component (GO): cytoplasm
Molecular function (GO): ubiquitin protein ligase activity
Source: RefSeq, a predicted model, not a curated record